This is a messenger RNA of Sphaerodactylus townsendi, 1647 nucleotides long. RefSeq names its product mitochondrial import inner membrane translocase subunit TIM50-like. Gene Ontology annotation, molecular function: phosphoprotein phosphatase activity. NCBI's taxonomy places the organism in Eukaryota, Metazoa, Chordata, Lepidosauria, Squamata, Sphaerodactylidae. The record is from RefSeq and is a predicted model, not a curated record.
UAGCCUGGCGAGCAAAGAUGGCUGCGGCGGUGGUGGCUGUGGCGGGCGCCCGUGCCUUGUCCCUAGCGGCGCUGAGGGGAGGCGGCGCCGUCGUCGCUAGUUGCUGCUGCCGGCGGUGGCGACGGCGGGGCGCCUGGCCGGCGGCGGGGCGGGGUCUGAGCACGGGCGCGCCCCCUCAGGUGGUGGGAGCGGGGCUGACGGAGUCCGUCCUGAGGGACGCCGUCAAGCAGAACCAGGCAGCAGAAAGUGGAGAUGGAAAAAGCUCCAGCUCUGAUGAGCAGCAAGAGAAGAAGCAGAAGGAAAAUACUGCCUACGCAAAGAAGGUGGUGCUCAGGAUAGCAGGGCUGAUGGGUGCUGGCAGUGGAGUGGCUAUUAUCUAUCUCUUCGGUAGUAAUUCAGUGGAUGAACACGGUGUUAAGAUUCCUGAUGAAUUUGACAACGAUCCAGUGGUGAUACAACAACUGCGAAGGGCAUACAAGUACUUCAAAGAUUACAGGCAGAUGAUCAUAGAGCCCACCAGUCCCAAGCUGCUCGGAUCCCUGAAAGAGCCCUACUAUCAGCCCCCUUACACCCUGGUCAUUGAACUCACCGACGUGCUCCUUCACCCGGAAUGGUCGCUCGUGACCGGCUGGCGCUUCAAGAAGAGGCCCGGCAUCGACAACCUGUUCCAGCAGUUGGCACAGCUCUACGAAAUCGUCAUCUUUACGUCUGAGGCGGGCAUGCCCGUGCACUGCUUUCCCCUCAUUGACAGUGUAGACCCUCAUGGAUUCAUCUCCUACCGGCUUUUCCGCGAUGCCACCCGUUACAUGGAUGGGCACCACGUGAAGGACAUCUCCUGCUUGAACAGGGAGCCUGCCAAGGUGGUGGUGGUGGACUGCAAGAAGGAGGCUUUCCGCCUGCAGCCCUUCAACGGUUUGGGGCUGAAGAAGUGGGACGGGAACUCUGACGACCGGACACUGUUUGACCUCGCUGCCUUCUUGAAGACCAUUGCCUUGAGUGGGGUGGAUGACGUCCGGUCGGUGCUGGAGAACUACUCUAUGGAAGAGGACCCGCUGGAGGCAUUUAAGCGCAGGCAGUCCCAGCUGGAGCAGGAGGAGCAGCAGCGUCUCUCGGACCUCUCCCAGCAGAAGAAGCAGCAGCUCUUCUUGGGCUCCUUGACCAGCCGGCUGUGGCCUCGCUCCAAGCAACAGUGAUGCAGGCAGCCUCCGGUCCAACCUCACCCUCCGUAACAGACUUCUUGGCUGCUCCGGACCCUUUCCUGGCGUGGACCCUGUCCUCUGCAGAAGCCAGUAAGGCAGGGAGCUCAUGGACUCUGGCCAAAGGCAACCCAAACCAGGGCCACCAGAGCUGGCCCUACAGCUGCCCCAGCCCUGCAGAGGCCGAGAGAGCUGCGUUCAGAACCCAGCCCUUUCCCAAGCCCUCUGGAAAGAGAGCCCCGCCAGAAGAGGAUCAAGGACAGCCUGCCGGACCACUUCCCUUUGGAGCCGGGCCAAAGAAAGGGGGAGGGGAGGGGUGCUGCUCCGAGAUUGGGCUUGCCCACAUCCGCAUCAUGUCCCCUUCAGACUCCAGGUCACACUGCUCUUCUGUUGGACGCAAACGAAAACAAAUGUUGGACAUACUCUGAAAUAAAUGGCCCUCUUUCUAGCA